AUGGCAACAAGUGGCGAGUUCAAGCGACUGGUGCUCAAGCAGUUCCCGCCGACGAAUGAGGUCGAGACAGCCGAGUCCACGUACUGGAAAAAGUUCCACGCGCCCGAAGAGCUCCAACAAGUCGGAGCAGUGACACACAUUGACGUGUCGCCCGUGACGCCGCAUCAAGUGGCCAUCACUUCGUCCACUCGCAUCCACUUGUACAGCACGACGACAAAUGCGAUUGUCAAGACGUUCAGCCGCUUUCGUGACGUCGUGUACUCGGGCACGUUCCGGUCGGAUGGCAAGUUGCUCGUAGCUGGUGGAGAAGCCCCGUUUGUCCAGAUCCUGGACACGAACACACGAGCGAUUCUGCGGUCGUUGAAAGGCCAUUCAAGUGCCAUUCGCAGCACCCGCUUCGCACUUGACAAUGUGCACGUGCUUUCGUGCUCGGAUGACAAGACUGCGCGGUAUUGGGACUUGCCAACGGGCAAACCAUUGGCUCUGUUGGGAGAUCACACGGACUACGUGCGCUCUUCAGCUGCGAAUCCGUCAUCGCACAACGUCUGGGCCACUGGCUCGUACGACCACACAGUGAAGCUCUGGGACCUGCGCAUGUCGGACCAGUCUGUCUCCAAGAGCACGACGAGUCUGGACCACGGUGCUCCAGUCGAGACGUGCAUGAUCAUGCCGGGAGGGAGCUUGCUGCUCUCUGCUGGUGGUAGUACGAUCAAGGUGUGGGAUAUCCUCAGCGGUGGACGUCUGCUGCAUUCGUUCUCGAGCCACCAAAAGACCAUCACGAGUUUGGGCUUGGAUGGGACUGGUACACGGUUGAUGUCGGGAUCGCUGGAUGGCCAUCUGAAGGUCUACGACUUGAAGACGUAUGAGCUGGCCCAUGGAUUCAAGUACAACAGCGGCGUGCUAACCUUUGGUAUGUCCCCCACGAACGGCCACCUCUUUGCUGGUACAGUGGACGGAGUCCUGUCCGUGCGUCGCCGUCCUGUAAAACGAACGGAACUGAAUGAAACCAGGACUCGUCAAGCUGUCAUCCGCGGCGGCACGUACAAGUACUUUUUGCGCGGCAAGAACGCGAAACCAGCAGCUGCAGAUUUCCUGGUGGCGACCACGCGUCACAAGCGCAUUCAGCCGUACGACCAGGCCUUGCGAAAGUUCGACUACAAGAAAGCGCUGAAUGAAGCUCUCGAUACGCGCUCACCGGUCAUAGUUGCCAGCAUGCUGGAAGAGCUGCGUCUACGGGUCGGACUUAAACGUGCACUGGGGAACCGCGACGAGGAAUCACUCGAGCCACUGCUGGCUUUCCUCAUCAAAUACGUAACGGACCCCAAGUACGCCUUGCUCCUGGUCCAUGUCUGCACGAUCGUGUGUGACCUGUACGCGCCGAAGCUCAGCCAAUCCAUGCUUAUCGACGGCUUGUUCAUUAAACUACACGAGAAGCUGAACGAAGAGCUGCGCGACCAGAGACAGGUACUGGCUGUUGUGGGCAUGAUGGACUCGCUCAUGGCUGCCCAGACCAACGGCGCUGUUGGCGUAGAAGACAGCAAUUAG
Messenger RNA from Peronospora matthiolae, 1545 nucleotides. Lineage: Eukaryota; Oomycota; Peronosporomycetes; Peronosporales; Peronosporaceae. The record is from the annotation of a GenBank genome assembly.